Molecule: messenger RNA, 3486 nt
Organism: Acanthosepion pharaonis
Lineage: Eukaryota; Metazoa; Mollusca; Cephalopoda; Sepiida; Sepiidae
Source: the annotation of a GenBank genome assembly
AUGAUGACGAUUAUCAAUUUUCUUCUUUUCUCUCAUUCUUUGCCUGUAUCUUCUCUUUCUCUCCCUUAUCCCUUUCAAUAUGAUGACAAUUUUCUUAUCAAUUUUCUUUUCCUGUAUCUUCUUUACUCUCUCUUUCUUCAAUAUGAUCAUUUCAAUUUUUGCCUAAGUUGUACAAAUACAUGGAAUACAAAAUACUGUAAAGCUGAGAAGUAUCAUUUACCAAACUGUUCAGACGUUAUGAACCACUCCAGAGAUCACGACCUGAAUUUGUCAAAUAUAUCUGUACCCAUUAAUUGUAUGUGGAAUGCCUCAUUUUCGCUGUUUGCCGAAAAUUCAUCUUCUGGCAGCUUAGAAGCCAAUGUUACAUUUAACAGUCCGAGUGAAGAAUAUUUCUAUAUUUGGGUAUUGCAUACGAGUCGAAGUAUUGGAAAUCUUGGAGCAAUACGAUGGCAAUUAGCCUUAUGCCUUCUUCUUUGUUGGGUGAUUGUCUUUCUAUGCGUCUUCAAAGGAAUAAAGUCCUCAGGCAAGGUUGUUUACCUUAUUGUUACAUUCCCAUAUAUCAUUAUGUUUGUGCUGCUGAUUCGAGGCCUAACUGUCGAUGGACAUUUGGAAGGCAUCAAAUUUUACCUGACACCAAAGUGGGAGAAACUGAAGAAAGUCCAGGUGUGGAGUGAUGCAGCAGCACAAGUGUUCUUCUCCCUCUCGCUCUGCUGGGGUGGCCUCUCAACACUUUCCAGUUACAAUAAAUUUCAUAACAACAUAUACAGAGAUGCUGUGUUUGUUUGUCUAGGGGACUCCUUGAUGAGUGUUUUAGCCGGUUUUUCCGUGUUUGCAGUCAUGGGAGUGUUAGGAAAAGAACUUAAUACCAGCGUCGAAAAUGUCAUUGCAUCAGAUGUUGGUUUGGCAUUUACAGCCUAUCCUGCUGCUUUGACCUAUCUACCUGCAGCCCCCGUAUGGGCGAUUCUCUUUUUCCUCAUGCUCGUUAUGAUGGGCCUGAGCACAGAGAUCACCAUAGUUGAGACAGUUGUUACCGCAAUCAUUGAUGAAAAAAUUGAAGUUCUACGAAAGAAGCGGGUUACUGUCCUUUUCAUUGUUUGCGUCCUCCUUUAUUUCUUAGGUUUACCGAUGACCACAGAGCAUAUGAUAAGACAUGAAGUGAGUCUCUUCUGGCGAAUCCUCUGGCUGGGGGUUUCACCAACCAUGCUGUUGUUUGUAUUGAUCUUCUCUGUGGUGGACUACAAGCCAUUGGCAGAAAAAUUCACCUCAUCUUCAUAUCCAUUUUGGUCGGAUAUCACUGCAUUCCUUCUUAUGACAAUACCUGUUGUGUCUAUCCCACUUUGUAUGAUAAUCAAGCUUUGCAUGGCUGAAGGAACCCUCAGAGAGCGAUUACGGUAUCUCUGUGAACCAGAACCUGACUGGGGACCUGCACUAGAAAAACACUGGGAACAUGUUGAAUACGUUCCGACUGUCUUCACUUGCUCUGGUUCUUUUGCUGGUUUUGGUGUUGAGAAGUUACCAAUAACCUCGGUGUCAGACCAUGUCGAAUUUACUACAUCCAGAAUACGAGUUCCAAGUCUGUCAGAAACAACCAGUUUAAUAUCCCUGUCUCCGAAAAUAGCUCGCAACCGCAAACAAAUGGAUAUGCGACAACGGGCCAUCUUAAAUCAUGCUUAUAGCAACCCUCAAUGCAACUCCUCUCCAGGUUCAACAGAACGGUUGACCCGUCCACUGCUGUAUGAUCAAUCAGAUGAGGAAAUCAUCAUUGUUCCAAGAAAUCGGGUCAAGGUUUUGAUGCAUGAUGUUGCGACCCAGACGGACACACGAAACCUGGAUCUGGCCAACAAAACAGAAACUUCCUGGCAAAACGCUCGGAUGAGUCACAACAGCAUCUUCAGCCAAAGUAGCACAAUCAGUUUGGAUCGAAACAGCAUCCGCAGCGACUACAGUGCCAAUGACUACAGGGGCUCCACAGAAAAGAUAAAAAUGUACGACAGCCGUGAGGAGUUGCGUAGGAGUAAAGGCUCGUCUUUCAAACGGCAAACAAAAUUCAACAAAGAACAUUCACUUGAUGCUUCCGGUGGGGAAGAGAUUCUGUGCAUGUGCGAGCCAACUGACGGUAAAUAUGAAGUCCAGAUUGAAAAGUUUUCACAGAGUGAUGCCUAUAUGGGUUUGGACAGCAUCCAUUCUUUGUCUGAACAAGACAGGGACCCUUCGACAGACCUAGAACUUUUUACGGAUAUUGAUCCAGAGCAGUCAAGCAGGAUUAAAAGCCAGCUCAACCUGUUUGAGAUACCUGUGGAUCAAGAAAGGCUUCUGCCAAGACUUGAACUGACGUCGGCAGUGUCACCAGAAAAUGAACCAGAGAAUAAUUCAGAGAUCGGAGCAGAGAAUAACUUUGCAGACACGCUAACGUUUACCCCAGGAGAAGAGAUUAAAUCGAUCCUGGGUGAAGAACUAGGUAAAGUAGAAAACAAAAUCCCAGAAAUAAAAGAUGAAUCAAACGUUAGCACUAAUCCAACAGAGAAAGAGAAUCCAGAUGUAACGGAUGAUCUACAAGCGAUGAAUAGUCCAAGUGAAGAAAACAAGAAUGAAAAAGAUGUUAAAAGCAAUACACCAGGAAAAGAAGCUAGAAAUAACUUAUCUGCCAAAACUGGCAGUCCGGGGAAAGAAGAGAAACAAACCUUGCAAGACUUCAAGAAAGACAAACCAGAAAUAAAGACCACUCCCAAGAGAGUGAACCAUGAUCCAGAAAUUAAGAAAAAUCCUUCCAAAGAGUUAAAAAACAACUCUGAAAAAGCAUCCUUAAACAAUCACCCAGUAAUCCGGCCUAAAGAGAAAAGUGCUGUCAAAAAAGACAACAAAGUGAAACCGCUUACCAGUCCAACAGGGAGUAAAAUUCCAGAGAGGAAUUCCGAGCAUAUAAAAACAAGCGUUGGUGCCACUGCCAAGCAAAAAGAGACCCAGAACCUUCGAUCCAACAAUACAAAUGCCAUUCCCAAAAGAAUGGGGUCGGAGGGUAUUAUAAAAAAAUACGAGAUUCCAAGGAACAGGGACGUGGUGCCUGGUAAUCGGCUGCAAAUAAUUAAGACGAUAAAGUCCGAGGAUCCCAAAGUCCAAAUGCAAAAAGAGGCCGAAAAGUUACAAAGAAUUGGCAAUAAAAAACUCGAAGACGUUUCACCCCCUAAAAAUGUACAAUUGAAACUUAAACCCAACGAUGCACAGAUACCUGCACAAGAGAAAAUUACAAUGAAAGGUACAAUGGAGAAUAUAAGAGGGGAAGAAAUGGCGUUGCAGUGUGUUUGUAUGACUGAAGAUCUGACUGGAAAACAAUUGAAGCCCAAACAGAAUGCAGAAACAUAUUUUUCUGAUGAAGCGAAAUCCUCAACAUCUCCAUCUCUGUCAAGUGGAACCCUAUCAUCACUCACAGAUGCUGAGGAUGAGCCAGCCAUUUUGGAGAUAGAAGUGAUGCAGAUAACAAAGCUGUGA